AUGUCCCCUUAUAACUAUUAUCUUUGUCGAAGUGAUAAGCAAACAAAAGAAAGGCAUCUUUCAAAAGCACAUAGUGGGAUAAAAACACAUCUUGUCCAAUUUGUUGAUGCUACUGCUCCACUUGCUUCAGAAGCCUUAAAUGCUUACAAAAGUAUUUGCCUGAAAAAAUUGGAAAUCACAAAGGAAACAAUUAAUUCCAGUCAAAGUGAAGAUGGUCUUUUGUCACCAACUCAUCAAAGCUUAGACAAAACAUUGUCAAUUGGCCAUAGUAACCUAGAAGAAAAGAUGGAUGUGGUAGUUUCUAUGUUGAAAGAUUUAUCCACCAAAAUCGACCAGCAAAAAGUUCCUUCGGCUACAAGUACUGCAUCUGAUAUGUCAAUUCUGGUUAAUGAACUCACCACAGAUAAAUAUAUGCAAAGCAGCAUUUCUUGUGUGGACUGGAGUAAGAUAGAGAAUAUAAUCCAAUUGACUGAAAAAAUCAAGAGUGUCAGAUUCUUUGCCGGUGCCGAAAGUUUCCAGAAAGGAUGUGUCAGGUGUCAACUGUGUUUUGAAUACCUUUCCUCACGAGACAACCAUUUGAAAAGACACGAUCCGAUUAGAAUUGAAGAGGAUGGGCAUUCUGUUGCAUCACAUAUAAAGAAGUAAAGUUAUAUUACACAUGAUUGUAUUAUAUAGGCCUACUGCAAAUUGUAUAUAUUUUUAUUAUGCUGGAUAAUACAACUAUCAUAAUUAUAAUAUCAAUUCAGUUUCUAACUUUUUAAUUAUCAAAGUGUCAUAUAAACUUCCAGUUUUGUGAAUUAAUAUUAAUUUCAUCAAUGGUUAUAUGAAUCAAGUGUUGGGUUUAUGGGUAUAUAUCAUUGAUUUAAUUAAUAUUUUAAUUGGUCAUGGUCAACGGUUCAAAUAUUUUUUUGCAGAUAUGGUAAUAAUAUAUCUAGUGGUUUAUUCCUUGAAAGUGCCGAAGAUGUUGGUAAGAUUAUCGAAGGCAAAAAUGACUGUUGGUACCGCUUGAAGAAUCGGAUAAAGAACCACCUAAACUGCACUGGUGACAAUGCAAAAACGCACCUUGAAGCCCUUAAGGUAAGAUUACAUAAACUUUAAAGUAGCUACUGUAUAUUAAGGAAAGUUUUUUUUUAAAAAAUGAAAUUAGUUAAAUUAAGAUGAGGAAAUUGAUAAUUACUACUGUCGUCGAUAAAUAUACAUACUGAUGGUGGUUUUCCCCCGCUUUUCUUAGAGAUUUGUAAGCAAAUUUCAGUUGUACCUUCAGUGAUAGUUGUUAAUUUUAUUAUAAGGCAGAGCACUCAAAUAACAAAUUGGCCAAAAGGGGUUUAAACGUAUCAAAGAAUUUAGUGAGAGUGGCGCUGUCUGUUGUUGAGUCCAAGUCUGCUGCAAUCCACUUUGAAACGCAAGUGGCAGCUCACAUUGCGACCGGCUCAGAUAUGGGAGAUAUUGGACAUAGCUACAAACAAUUCAACGAGAUUCUCAAAGCAGCUGAAGUAUAUAUCGACAAAGAAAUCGAAAAGUAUCUGCUUACACCUCUCUCAAACACAUUACUACCACCACAUUUCUGUGGGUUGGCAGACAAGUCAACUAUCCAUCGUAUUACUAAUCAAGGAGUAAUUAUUGCUAGCAUGUUGAAUGGCAUAAAGACGGCAAUUCUUGUCUAGGCUCCAGCAGUAUACCACGCAUUUGACAACGGCCAAGAUGAUUCAGGAGGUGUGACUGGUGCCUGUGCCGCAGAAUUAGCCGAGAGCAUGUUUACGACCAUUACAACUGCUUAUCCUGGUAUGAUCAACAUAAUAGGAACUUCCUGGCAGGGGACGGUGUUAGACGGCCAAUAUCAGCCGAAAGGUUUUGCUAAUAAGCUUUGGGAUCUUCUCGAAAAAUCACAAUGCACGUUCACAGAUGUAAUAUGGGAUCCACCUCAUUGGGUGAAUCUAGCCGCAGAAGAUGUAUUUGAAGGGAAAAUUGGUCAUUCAAAAGAAUUUUUGAAACGGCUAAUCACUAGAAGCGCAACUAUUCACCAAAUAUUUCAAAGGGGAAAAAAUUUGGCUCAGGCCAAAACUCAAGCAGAGACUAUGAAUUGCAAGCUUCAGUUAACAAGCCGCACCUGUGCAACGCGUUUCGCGACGUCGCAGAUUCAUGAGUUUCGAAAACUUAUCUCUUCAGCUCAUGUGUAUAUGGCAACGUACGAGGAAUUCCAUAAAAAUGAUCCCAAAUUCGAGUUGAAGACGUGGGAGAUCUGUGGACAGGAUUUCGUUGCAGAUAUGUGUGGGUGCGUUGACGUUUUCUUGCCAUUGAUUACCUUUCUUGUUCAGUUACAAGGUCUCAGUGUUCCUAUUUGGAAAGCCUCAGUGUGGGUUCCCAAAGUCACGGCAGACUUAGAUGAAUUGGUGAAACUACGUGUAAAUUUUCCCCCUGUAAGCUGUUUCCAUCUGGCCUCUAAUAUUAGUGAUAUUAAGAAGAAAACCUUUCAUGGGCAAAAAUUAGUAGACGGCUGGUUGAUAGUCGGAAUCGAAGCUAAUUCCUCCGGAGAAGGUCAGAAAUUCUAACAUGGAAGAUGCGACAACUCCAUGACGUCGAACGAGAUCUUCGGAAUCUUGCUAAGGACUUGUCCAUCUCUUUGACAAGUCGUUUCGAGAAAUGCGCAUCGAAUUUGCAAUCUAUACUUGCUUGCAUAGAUAUUGAUUGCAUUGUAAAUCUCUUGGUUGGUGUUCGAAAGGUCAGUGGCUACCCAUCUCUAUUGAAAGAAGAAGAGUUUGUUGAAUUUGGUAGAAAAGAUUUCAAACAAUUUUUCAAGUAUAUUUGCUCCUUACAACACGUGAAGGAGCUAGCUGAGAACCAUUUUACUGAAUUGAAACUAAAGUGUGUCUACAGCGACGAGAUCCUGACUAACUUAAAAAACACUUUGAAGAUUAUCCUGUGGACACCCAACCAUGUCCAUAUACUUUCCCGAUGGCUUAAGUUUAUUACCACGACAGAUAAUGGUCAGGUGUGUUAAUAUUUGCUGUAUAAACUAUCCUAGUCUGUGCGCGCGUUCCGUGUCCUCAAACUACACAUUGUUACUACACAUUGUUAUCAAUUGUAUGUUUUUGUUGAAUGCUGUUUUGGAAAACCAAAGACAUGGCUUUUAAUUUUUGGUCUUCUUAAAUCUUUAAUAAGGUAAAGGAGCACUCGUUGACAACUGAACAAGACCAUCUGGUGAAGUUGAUGACGUUUAAACGAAAACAAUCAUCUCAUUUCCAGGACAAGUACUAUCUUCAAAACCUUUAUGAAGCGACAUUUCUCAUGGAUAACCAGAAAACAAACACUUUUGUGGUUUGGAUCGAUGAGAGUGAAGUGUACAGGUACGUCAAUUAUAUAUAUAAUAUAUAUAUAAUAUAUAUAUAUAUAUAUAUAUAUAUAAUAUAUAUAUAUAUAUAUAUAUAUAUAUAUAUAUAUAUAUAUAUAUAUAUAUAUAUAUAUAUAUAUAUAUAUAUAUAUAUAUAUAUAUAUAUAUUUAUAUAUAUAUAUUUAUAUAGUAGUUGGUUUUGUAUUAUUGUUUAAUGGUACGUAUGUAUUUUAUUGUAGAUCAUUUUAUGUCGACGAGGUAGUAUCUAAAAUGAUCGGCGUGGAAAUGAGCAUUGCCACAGAUAUUGCACUUGCCCUUGGCAGUACUGAGUCAAUUGUCGAAUCAUUAUACUCAGUAAUGAAAAGUCAAAGCAUGGAAGGUGGCCAGAGCAACAGCACUUUAGCUUUGAGGUAUACUGUAUUCGCCAUAUUUUUUUCAAAUUGUAUAUUUACUAUUGCGAUCGUUGUCUAAAAUCCUUCACCGCUGCAAAAUGUAUACAUUCAACCUUUUCCGUUCAAAUCGUUUGAAAUUAGCCAUUAAUUAGGCUCUUUGUCAAAUUAAACAUUGAACGGUUAUUUCGAGUGCGAACUAUAAGCAGUUGCAACUGCUCUUAGUAUAAGGUUUAAAGAUGUAUGUAAUUUUCAUCUCCAUACCACUCCUCAACAUUUAGUUCCAUCUAGUCAAAUAUCCAAUUUUUGUCAAAUUAGUAAAAUAAUGUUCUUAUUGCCAAAUUUAGAACAAAAAUUGAUUGGUUAAUGCCAACCGUAAUUAAAGCUGAUAAACUUGUAACUGGAAUUGCACAACUAUAUCAUGAUGGCGACAAAAGUCACAAUCUACCCAAGCAUCGCUGGCCAAUCUUGAGCUACAGAGCUACCUAUGGCCCGGGAAAAGAUUUGAGUAAAGUCAUGACUAAGAAGACCACCGAAGGAGUUCGCUUACCGUUUCUUCUGUAA
This is a messenger RNA of Paramuricea clavata, 4281 nucleotides long. The record is from the annotation of a GenBank genome assembly. NCBI's taxonomy places the organism in Eukaryota, Metazoa, Cnidaria, Anthozoa, Malacalcyonacea, Plexauridae.